Linum trigynum is the source of this 4001-nucleotide messenger RNA. NCBI's taxonomy places the organism in Eukaryota, Viridiplantae, Streptophyta, Magnoliopsida, Malpighiales, Linaceae. The record is from the annotation of a GenBank genome assembly.
UCAAAUUAUUUCCCGUUCGUCGUCAUCUACCCUCCAUCCGGCACCAUUUCUCUGCUUCCGCUGUAUCUUUUCUUCCCCCUUUGCAACCAAAGCAAAGCGAGUAGCCUUUAGAUGUCCGAUUUCUUCUCUCUUUAGUUUCCUUUUAGUUUUAUUAAAACAAUAAAGAAAAAGAUAAAUCAGACGCGGAUUAGCAUCGCAGCUCCACCAUUUCCUCUCGCCCGUUCUCUCUCUCUCUCUCUCUCUCUCUCUCUCUCUCUCUCUCUUCGAACGGCGGCGGCCGCUCUCUGUGUACGGUUUCUGUUAUGGCGUGGUAGUGACUGUUGUUGGCCUGGAACGGAGCACCGACGGUAGCAGACGAACGAAUCUCGGUUUGAGUCCCGUUUGGUUUUGAUUUCUUCCUCGUCAGUUGAGUUCUGGUUUCGAGUUGGAGAAUUCGUCAAGCCGGAGAACUAGUAAAAAGAGAUCGCCGGGGUGAAGGCGGAAGAAGAAAGAAGAUGAAUCUGAGGAACGUGGUGAUAGGGAUGCUCUUCAUCACUGUGAUUGCUCCCAUUGCUCUUUACACUGACAGAUUCGCCGCCUUCGCUCCCUCUUCCUCUCGAAUCGAUUUCUUUGGAGACGUCACUUCCUUCACUGUUCCUGCUGAUUCCGGCCGUCUCAACGUGUUGCCUCAGGAAUCGUCCACUGUCGUCAAGGAGCCGAUUGGGGUUGUUUACACCACCAACUCCACCCAAGAAGAGGUGGUGGCGUCUUCUGAUGAUGGGAUUAUUCAAGAUUCAAUUGCAGCAGCAGAUUCGCAAUCUCAAGCUGUGAGAGAGCACAAAUCUAGAGUUUUGUCGGCGACUGAGGAACGAGUGCAAUCUCAAACGGAUGCUGUCAUCAAACGGGUCACUGAUAGUGUCAGUGCUCAGCAGGAAUCGAGGAGUGAUGGCACGGAUGCUGCCUCCAACUCCAUGGACCCAAAAUCCUUGGCUUCCAACGUUGUUACCCAACUUGCAUCUCAAAAUCCGUUUGAGCGAAAACCAGGUGCGAAGCCCUACAAAGCUAGUGGAAAGGAUCACCCAAAAGCUAAAGUGGGUAAACAGACAGAUCAAAAUGCUAUGUCAGAUAUUCGUGUACGUCAACUAAGAGACCAGCUGAUUAGGGCAAAGGUAUACCUGUCACUUCCUGCAACAAAGAAUAAUCAACACUAUACGAGAGAGCUCAGAUUGCGGAUCAAGGAAGUUGCACGUGUCCUUGGCGAAGCAACUAGAGACUCAGAGCUGCCCAAGAAUGCCAGUGAGAAGUUGAGGGCAAUGGAACAGUCCUUAAUGAAAGGCAAGCAGAUACAAGAUGACUGUGCUAUUUGGGUGAAAAAGCUUCGUGCUAUGCUGCAUUCCACGGAGGAGCAGCUCCGUGUGCAUAAAAAGCAGACCAUGUUUUUGACUCAAUUAACUGCCAAAACCCUCCCCAAGGGUCUUCACUGUCUUCCUUUGCGCCUGACAACCGAGUAUUAUUUGUUGAAUACUUCUCAGCAACAGUUUCCAAAUCCGGAGAAAUUGGAAGAUCCUCUGCUAUAUCAUUAUGCUUUAUUCUCAGACAAUGUUUUAGCAGCUGCAGUUGUGCUGAACUCUACUAUUACACAUGCUAAGGAGCCUUCAAAGCAUGUUUUCCACAUCGUUACGGAUAGACUCAAUUAUGCAGCAAUGAGGAUGUGGUUUCUAGUGAAUCCACCCGACAAGGCAACUGUUCAAGUUCAGAAUAUCGAGGAGUUCACAUGGUUAAAUGCAAGUUACAGUCCUGUUCUGAAGCAGUUGGGAUCUCCAUCUAUGAUAGAUUACUACUUUAGGUCACAUCGUGCUAGUUCGGAUUCAAAUCUCAAGUAUCGGAAUCCAAAGUACUUGUCCAUUUUGAACCAUCUCCGGUUUUACCUGCCAGAGAUAUUCCCAAAGUUAAACAAGGUGCUGUUUGUUGAUGAUGAUAUAGUAGUACAGAAGGAUCUCGCUGCCCUUUGGUUCCUUGAUUUGAAAGGUAAUGUGAAUGGUGCAGUGGAGACUUGUGGAGAGAGCUUCCAUCGUUUUGAUCGGUAUCUCAACUUCUCCAAUCCUCUGAUCUCCAAGACUUUUGAUCCGCAUGCCUGUGGAUGGGCAUACGGGAUGAAUAUCUUUGAUUUGGAUCAGUGGAGAAGGCAAAACAUCACCGAAGUGUAUCACAAGUGGCAGAAGCUGAAUCACGACAGAACGUUGUGGAAGUUGGGAACACUGCCGCCAGGUUUGAUUACGUUCUGGAAACAAACCUACCCAUUGGAGCGAUCAUGGCAUGUGCUGGGGCUGGGGUACAACCCAAGCGUGAACCAGAAGGAGAUAGAGAGGGCAGCAGUGAUACACUACAAUGGUAACAUGAAGCCAUGGCUGGAGAUAGGAUUGCCCAAGUACAGGGGGUAUUGGGCCAAGUAUGUGGACUACGAGCACCCGUAUUUGAGGGAGUGCAACAUCAACCCUUGAACACAGAUAGGCAAGGCGCUAAAAUGGUUUGGUCUGUAGGGAGGAGGAGGAGGAGUUGAGAGAGUGAGUAGCACCUAUUCUUUGUCUUGUUCUUGUACGCAGUUUGUGUGUAUUCCUUACCUUUUUCUUUUUCUUUGGAGGGUGUAUGUUUUAAUUUUUGGUUUCCCACUCCUGAUCAUUUUCUAAGUAGAUUGAGCACACAGCAGAGAGCAUGCAAUGUAAAAAGUGUGAUGAAAUUUUUUGGAGUAGGAUGGGGAAAGAGUAGUAGUAGAUUGGGUAUUUUGUAAAUUGGAAUAAGAUUUAUGGUUGGUUGGGAAGAAAGGAAAGGUUUCUUCCUUUCAAGAAUUACCUUGUCUAGGCCACGUUACAAGUUUUAUAUGCUAAUAUGCGUUCCUAUAUACACUAGAUGAAUUUUACUUCAAGUUAGGUUGUUAUGAAGGUUCGUCAUGAAGAAACUACCUCAUUCUGUCGUAUUUUAUUCUUGUUUUGUGUUAUUUAUGAUAUUCCAGGUGUUAUACUUGUCAUAAAUUGAUUGGAUAUCAAUUUGGGAUUCAUUCGGGCACGUUUGCAAUGUUUAGUAGCAAGAAAAGAGUCUUUAGACAAGUCACAACUAUGUCUAUGAGGUCAAGGUGACAAACCCUCCGACACAAAAAUGUUGCUUUCACGACCCAACUUGUAGCCAAAAAGGAUUUUCCCCAUGAGAAAGAUUGCGAUCGCGACUUUGAAGUCAAGGAGUCUUUAUGAUUUAGUGUACUAAUGGAUGGAAUGUUGUUGGGGGUAAUUCCAAGUCAAAGUCGAACCAGUCGCGAGCACGUCUCUGAUUCAGAUUGAGGGAGUGAACACCAAGAAAAAGGUGAACCGGUACCAGGGCAAUCACUUGGCGUAUGUCUACAAGGCUAAGGUCAAGACCAACGGGAGCCACUCUCGUUGCAUUUGGGGCAAAGUCUCUAGGCCUCACGGUAAAGUGGCGUUGUCUGAGCUAAGUUCAAGUCCAACCUGCCUCCCAAGUCCAUGGUCAGCUGCCUGAUUAUCUGCUUCCCUUUGCAGUAUGUGUUUUGGUUUUUCAUUCCUGACACUAAGUGUGUGCUUGUUGAACUUUACAGGGCGAUAAGGUCAUUGUCUUCAUGUAACAUCUAAACUUUUCAUGGUUAACAAUAUUGCUAGAGCAUUAAGGUCAUUGUCUUCAUGUAUCCAUGUAACAUCUAAACUUUUCAAGGUUAACAAUAUUGUUAGAGCGUUAACCUUUUCAUUGAAUAGUCCAGCAGUUGUCUAUUAACUGUUUCUUUGUAAUGCAACAUUUUCAACUGAAAGUAGUAGGUUAAUAUUUAGAUUGACAGCAGAAGCUUGUUUUAAUUGAUGACUGAGUUGAGUGGAGAAUUGAUUGGGUGUUUUAGCUGUUAGGUUACAUAAUACAGUCUUGAUUCCAUUUGGGAUCACAAUGUGUUCGUUCUAGGUUAAUGUGCUCCAAGAAUGAGUACAGAUUGGACAUGGUUAGUGUAGAAAUGAAUGUGGAUUAGGUUC